This is a messenger RNA of Prunus armeniaca (apricot), 300 nucleotides long. The record is from the annotation of a GenBank genome assembly. Lineage: Eukaryota; Viridiplantae; Streptophyta; Magnoliopsida; Rosales; Rosaceae.
AUGUCUGAUAUGGGGCAUAUUAUUGCCACAUUUCAAUCAAGUGAAACCAAGCUACGUGAGAUUGCCAUUGGUUUUGUUGACGAUGAUCACUAUGUCCAAGUUCAUUUGUCUCCAGAUCAUCCUAUUCCACCAGUUUCUAGAAUGUGGCAUGAACAAAGUGACAUAUGCGAUGUAACACAUUUGUACUCGAGGUACCAAGCGCGUGUGGAUGCAUUUCAACAACUUCCGAGAGUGGAGAAUGUAGCUACUACAGAUACGGUCAUCUUAAUGACUGACGAAAAUGCACCCACUACAGAGUAA